AUGCACCUGCGAGCGCAGCAGCAGCGGCAGCAGCAGCGGGAAGGCGCCUGCCCCAUGACUGGGCGACCAGGCCCCAGCGGCAGUGCAGCAGCAGCAGCGGUGGCAGUAGAGUCGGUGGCAGGAGAUGCGGCGGCGGCGCUGGAAGCCUCCUCUGCCGACCGGGUGCUGGCUGGCGAUUCGGAUUGGGUGCAGGAUGACCCCAGCGACUGCAGCAUGUGCGACACAGGCGCCGCGCUGGACGAGGAGGCGGCGGCGGCGGCGGCGGCGCUGCUGGGCCGGCACCGCGCCGCGUCGCGCCCGCUGCCGCCAGCAGCAUCGCCCAGCGAGCAGGUCUUCAAGGCCGACGCUCACUACGUGGGCAGCAAGAUAGACAUCUACGCGCUCAAGGAGCGGCCUGAGUUUGCGGGGCACUACCGCAAGGUUCACAAGGGGGCGGUGGUGCUCAGCCUCACCCCGCGCCGCAUCUCCGACCAGUGCGAGACCGAGGGCAUGCCUGUGGGCCCCUACAUGGUUGCCUUCAACUACGGCUCAGUGGUCUUCUUUGCGGCGGGGCCCAAGCUGCGGGCGCAGUACCUGGCUAUCGCGCGCGAAGUGGCGGCCGACCCCGUCAGCAGCGACCGGCCGUACGUGGAAGAGUACUGCCUCACGCUGUCGCCGCUGCUGCCGGUGUGGAGCUCCUGCUCGCCAGACAACAUCAAACUGCAGAUGCUGGACCUGAAGAACAUCCAGGUGAUCAGCCAGGUGCUGGCGCAGUCGGUGGCCAUGGACUUUUACUCCAGCCACGUCGAGCGCACGCUGGAGACCUUCUGCAACAUGAACCUGGAGAUGCAGGAGACGCAGAACAUAGGGAAGAUCAACAAGCAGGUGCUGCUGCAGCUGGUGGCGGAGAACAACAUUGUGAUGACUGACAUCAUCAACAAGCUGGGGGUGCACGAGCGCUUUGACAUCGCCUGGAAGCAUGUCAACUAUGGCAAGAUCUGGGAGUUCCUGCGGUCGGAGCUGGAGAUGGAUGGGCGGUUCAAGACGCUCGAGUCCAAGCUCAACCUCAUCCAGGACAACCUCAAGUACUUUCUGGAGAUCCUGCAGAACCGCAAGAGCGACACGCUGGAGUGGAUCAUCAUCAUCCUCAUCGGCGCCGAGAUCUGCCUCUCCCUCUACGACCUCUUCUCCAAGGGCUUCAACUGA
Molecule: messenger RNA, 1185 nt
Organism: Chlorella variabilis
Lineage: Eukaryota; Viridiplantae; Chlorophyta; Trebouxiophyceae; Chlorellales; Chlorellaceae
Exons: 10
Coding region: 1-1185 (394 amino acids)
Source: RefSeq, a predicted model, not a curated record